Molecule: messenger RNA, 2935 nt
Organism: Portunus trituberculatus (swimming crab)
Lineage: Eukaryota; Metazoa; Arthropoda; Malacostraca; Decapoda; Portunidae
Product: single-minded homolog 2-like
Exons: 8
Coding region: 192-2432 (746 amino acids)
Biological process (GO): regulation of transcription by RNA polymerase II
Molecular function (GO): protein dimerization activity; DNA-binding transcription factor activity, RNA polymerase II-specific; RNA polymerase II transcription regulatory region sequence-specific DNA binding
Source: RefSeq, a predicted model, not a curated record
GUGACGUGAAAGCACACACGUUUUUGGAGCUCCCACCUGUCAUUUAAUCACGUUGAGUCUGAUGGCAAGAUUUAUGUCAGACACUCACACAGACGGACACUGAUCUCUGGUUUUUCCCUUGGUUGCCCACUUUCCUGCCUCCACCACGUGCCCUGCCCCUCGUGUUCUGGUUGUUUUUUUCAUUCAUUCAGAUGCAGGAGAUAAUACAAAUGUGCAGCAGCUUUGACGGCACCAAGUCCACAAAAGGCGCCUCCAAGAUGAGACGGGACAUGAUAAACGCCGAGAUCUGUCAACUGCGAGAUCUCCUACCGCUGCCACCAUCUACGCGCCAACGCCUGUCCCAGCUGCAGCUCAUGGCCCUCGUCUGCGUCUACGUCAGGAAGAGUAACUACUUCCAGCAAGUUUUCAAGGAACAAGAACAAAAUUUGAGUCCAACACCGAACUUGGGAUUCUCAAAAGCGAUGAACGGGUUCAUCAUGAUGCUGACACAGGGCGGCAAGCUUCUCUACAUCUCAGACAACGCUGCAGAGUACUUGGGUCACUCCAUGGAGGACCUGCUGAUCCACGGGGACAGCGUGUACGACAUCAUUGACAAGCAGGACCACGCCGCCGUGCAGGCCGAGCUGGUGCGCGCCGCGGCGGCCUCGCAGCAGCACCACCACCACCACCACGCCCACCACCACCACCAGGGCGGUGGCGGCGGCGGGGGCGUGGGUGUGGGGGCGGGGAUGGGGCUGGGUCUGGGUCUGGGCGAGGACCACCGGCUGUUCCUGUGUCGCAUGAACGUGUCCCGCAACGCGCGGCGUCAGAUGCGGUUCGGGGACCAGAAGGUGGUGCUGGUGGCGGGCCACUACUUGUCCUACCUGCCGCUGUGCUCGCGCAACGAGCCCGUCUUCCUGGCGCACUGCACGCCCGUGGCCAUGCCGGAGACGCGCGAGAGCGUCGUGCAGGGCGCCACCAACGUCUUCACCUCCGUGCACACGCUCGACAUGAAGUUCAUCUCGCUCGACAGGAACGGUGAGUUCUACCUCGGAUACUCGCGGUCGUCGCUGUCCGGCGUGUCGUGGUACCACCUGCUGCACCCUGAGAACAUGCGCGAGGCUCAGACCAAACACCGCCUCAUCACCACGAGCGAGCAGGACCGCGCGUGCAUCCUGCUGGUGCGGCUGCAGGCGGCGGGAGGCACGUGGCGCUGGGUGCACUGCGUCCUGCAGGUGAAGGACGCCGCCGACUCCACCCACACGCAGCCAGCGGCAGGCGGCGCCGGCGGCGGAGGCGUUGGUGGUGGAGGUGGAGGAGGCGGCGGGGGCAGCCAGACUCAACAGACACAGCAGACACAGCAGCAGGCGACGCAGCAGCAGCAGCAGCAGCAGCAGCCAGUGAUCGUGGCCACCAACCAGGUGGUGGGAGAGCGCGAGGCGGCGGUGCUGCGCGCCAACGCCUGGCUCUACCACUACUACACCGUGCACUCCAAGCUGCAGUACGGCCUCGCCUACGACGCCGCCGCCGCCCACGCCGCCGCGCACGCCGCCGCCACCGCCCACCGCGUGCACGCCUACUACCCGCCCGUCGUCACCUAUCAGACGGACGCCGCAGCGGCUCCCUACCUGCCCUCCACGGCACUCACCAGCGGCGCCAGCCACCUGCACGCCGCCACGCCCGCCGCGGCGCCGCACCCGCUGUCUUCAGCCUACGCCGCGGCGCAGCUGCAGCACUACCAUCAUCACCACCACCACCACCACCACUACUCAUCACGCCAGCAGCAGCAGCAACAACACCAGCACCAGCACCAGCAGCAGCAGCACCACCACCACCCACAGACGCCGGCGCCAGGCGGCCUCGACUACCCCAGGGACGGCGCCCCCGCCUGGGGCUCUCCCGACGCGCCUGCACACACGCACGCCCACGCUGCUACCCUCGCGCCCGCGCCCGCGCACCGCCCGGGCAAGAAGGGCUCCUCGCCCCUCGCCUCGCCUCGCCGCUCGCCGCUCACACCCGUGGCGGCGGCGGUGGCGGAGGGCGGCGGCGGCGUGGCGGUGGCGACACCCGUGGCGGUGCGGGUGGCAUCCCGCGGGACACACAAGGGCGCGGCAUCGCCGGAGCUGCGGCCCGAGGCGCCCUGGAAGGCGUCGCCCACACAGGAGGUGCCAGAGUACCCAGACUUCUCUUACGUCACGCCGCCCUACCCCGCCGCCGCCACGCCCACGCCCACGCCCGCACACACGCCCACGCACACCAACACCAAGCUGCACGCCUUCACAUUCGACGCCGCGCACGACGCUCUUGGCCGCGACCAGCGUGUGCCCUCCCUGGAAGCAGGGGAGCUGCCCCCCUGGACCACAGACCUCUCCCCCCACCGCGCCGCCCCCUGGCUUCCCGCCCUCGACGACCCUCCCGUCCCCCUCAGGACCCUGCACCCCGCGGCGCUGUGAGCCUGUGUCCGUGUGUGUGUGUGUGUGUGUGUGUGUGUGUGUGUGUGUGUGUGUGUGUGUGUGUGUGUGUGUGUGCCACGGACGCCUGUGUCGCGCACACAGGCGUCUCGUCGGCCACGGCAGGAGGUAAGGAGAGAACACCCUAUCACCACUCCCCCCCACCCCCUCACACUCCCUCCCACACAGCCAUGCCUCCGCCAGGAGCGGCGGCACCAGCAGCCGCAGCAGCAGCAGCAGCAGGGCGGGGUGUGGGGCGGGGCGGGCUGUCUGUACAGACCCUUAGACCGAUAGACACCCCGAUAGAUACACUAGACCCAGAGAGAGAGAGAGAGAGAGAGAGAGAGAGAGAGAGAGAGAGAGAGAGAGAGAGAGAGAGAGAGAGAGAGAGAGAGAGAGAGAGAGAGAGAGAGAGAGACGGUGUGUGUACUAUAACAAUGUGCAAUCUUUACCCUGAGAGUUAUAUAUAAAUACACAAAAUAUAUAUCAUUCUAUUUACAUAAUGA